UGGACAUUUAAUCAUUUCAAAAUAGACAUGAUUGGCUGAACAAAUUACUGGGUUCGACCGCCGUAACUUGGGUAACGCGCGACUUGCAUUGUGGGGGUAUGUGCGUCACUGAACAUGGCUGCGAACUGGCUCCGCCGCCAACAACUUCGUCAAUUGUGUUUGAUGCGAACGGCGAUGUCUCGGCAGCUGCGCGUUGAUCGUCGGGGAUUUCGCGAUAAUUUAUAGUGGCGUUCUGUGCGUGUCAUUGAGAUAAGGUUAUAGUCACUCCAAUUUAAUGGUUCCCUUCUUCAAAGUGGAUUAGUAAAAUAUGAAUAUGUUGUUUGUGAUGAGAUUUAUGAUCAACACCGAAUGAAAUAGUUACUCUCUGGCUAAAUAUGUCACGCAGUAGGACUAGCCUCGAUUUGUCGUGUCGGAAGAUGGCAAACGAUUUCUAAAAUGGAUUCGAAAUUAGGAUUUGGAUUACUUAACAAUAUUCUGGAUACUCAUAUUUCUUGGGAGAACUCGCAGUAAACGACAGGAGAUAUGUUGCCACCGGCUUAUAGCUACGCGCCUGAUAGAGGCGACUUCCACUCCCCCACGAGUGACCGCUUCAAAUACGAUCACGACCCGGCCAUGAUCGGGGCCGCAGGAAGUCGCCACCUUUCCACGAGGAGGCGCUCAAGCCUGGCCAGCUUACCCACAGUUCCCGUCUCCCUCUUCAGUAGCAAACAUGGCCUCGGGGAUAUCAAUGAGAGCGAAGAGGAGUCGAAGCCGCCGCCCAUCCCGCGGCGGCGAGCGGUGGAUAUCUCGGAUUACCGCACUUGCGCCCUCCUCCAGACAAGCCUCAAGACCGUCAAAACCUACCCCGAAAUGGCCAACUUCAGUGCGGACGGACAAACCGACAAAGACGGCAUGACGGAUACUACAAUAAGGAACCAAGCCAAGAAAACAGCCACUAUCAGUCUUCCAGGCCUAGGGGGGUCGACAGGGACAAGGUCCCUCUUCAUCUUCAGUGAGGAGAACUUCGUAAGGAAAUACGCCAAAGUCAUCAUAGAAUGGGGGCCGUUCGAGUACAUGGUGCUCUUGACCAUCAUCGCCAAUUGUAUAGUACUAGCCAUGGAAGAACAUCUACCAAAGAAAGAUAAAACAGUUCUAGCAGUCCAGCUAGAAAGCGUCGAAGUGUACUUCCUAGGAAUAUUCUGUUUUGAAGCCUUGUUAAAAAUCACUGCUUUAGGAUUUAUCCUCCAUAAAGGAUCAUAUCUCAGAAACGUUUGGAAUAUCAUGGAUUUUGUAGUAGUAGUUACGGGAUUGGUCUCCCAGUUCGGGCCACAGACUGGUAGCGAAGUCCGAACACUACGAGCCAUUAGGGUUCUCAGGCCCCUAAAACUAGUGUCGGGCGUUCCAAGUCUUCAAGUGGUGUUGAAAUCCAUCUUAAAGGCCAUGGCCCCCCUCUUACAGAUUGGUCUGUUGGUGCUCUUUGCAAUUGUGAUUUUUGCCAUCAUAGGCUUAGAAUUUUACAAUGGAAAUUUCCACAACACAUGCUAUAGAACAGAACCAAAUGGUAGAAAAGUGCUCGAUAAAAUAGGCGAAAAAGAUCCACGACCGUGCUCACCGAAUGGUGCAUCAGGGGCCUUUCUAUGCGAGCCUCCUGUAUCGAAUUGCAGUGGGUUCUGGCUCGGUCCCAACUAUGGCAUCACAAGUUUUGAUAAUAUUAUCUAUGCCAGUUUAACUGUAUUUCAAUGUAUAACAAUGGAGGGGUGGACUGAUGUUUUAUAUUAUACAAAUGACGCAAUGGGGAAUAGUUUUAAUUUUCUGUAUUUUAUACCACUUAUAAUCCUCGGAUCGUUUUUUAUGCUAAAUCUAAUUCUUGGAGUUCUCAGCGGAGAAUUUGCCAAAGAAAGGGAGCGAGUUGAAAGCCGUAGAGCGUUCCUUAAACUGCGUAGAAAACAGCAAAUAGACCGCGAGUUGAACGGGUAUCUAGAAUGGAUUUGCAAAGCGGAGGAAGUGAUAUUGAACGAGGAAAGAACAACAGACGAGGAAAAAAUGAAAAUCAUAGAAGCAAGAAGAAGAGUAGCGUCUAGGAAAAUGAAACAAAUAAAAGAAGGCAAGUCGGCGACAGAGGUCGAACUAGAGGAAAAUGAGGAGACCCUAUUUGCAGACAUCAAAAAUCCCUACAUGGGUAUGCAACAAAAGAAGAACCCAAAAUGUGCAUCAUUUUGGAGAGCCGAGAAACGGUUCAGAUUCAUGGUGCGACGAGCAGUGAAGAGUCAAGCGUUCUACUGGACUGUCAUCGUGCUUGUCGCUCUCAACACGAUAUGCGUCGCCAUUGAACACUACAAUCAACCAGAAUGGCUCACCAUAUUCCUGUUCUAUGCCGAGUUUGUAUUCCUGGGACUGUUCAUGGGUGAGAUGCUUAUCAAGAUGUAUGGGCUCGGCAUACGUCACUACUUCCAAUCUUCAUUCAACAUAUUCGAUUGCCUCGUCAUUGGCGGCAGCAUAUUCGAAGUCAUCUGGUCAUCAUUCAAAGAGGGUUCAUUUGGUCUCAGUGUGCUUCGGGCUCUUCGACUGCUUAGGAUAUUCAAAGUUACCAGAUACUGGGUGUCCUUGCGUAAUCUGGUCGUGUCCCUACUUAACAGUAUGCGGUCCAUCAUCUCCCUCUUGUUCCUGCUCUUCUUGUUCAUCGUCAUCUUCGCCCUGCUUGGGAUGCAGCUCUUUGGAGGAGAGUGGAACUUCCCCGACGGCAGGCCCGCACAACACUUUGACACAUUCAAUAUGGCCUUAUUAACAGUGUUCCAGAUCCUAACUGGUGAGGAUUGGAACGUGGUGAUGUAUUAUGGUAUUCAAUCGCGGGGAGGUGUUGACGGCAACGGAAUGUGGUAUUCCCUCUACUUCAUCAUCCUCGUGCUCUUCGGUAACUACACCCUACUGAAUGUCUUCUUGGCUAUCGCUGUUGACAACUUGGCAAAUGCCCAGGAACUUACUGCUGCUGAGGAGGAGGCAGAGGAGGAAGAAGAAAGGCGUAUAGAGCGACUUCGGAGCAUUACCAUAAACCUCAUACCUAGUGAUUCGCCAACAGCGUAUAACUCUCUGCGCAAAGAAGAACAUGCGGCGGAGAUUGGUAGCGAGUUCACUGGCAUCGACCCGCCCAUGGUCAACAUCUGCCCACCGUCCCCACAGAACAAUGAGGACCCAAAGACAGGAAACUUCAACUUUAUAUCUUUCAGUGAGGUGCAGCCAGGCACUGGCUAUGAUAAACAGAACAACGUCAAAGACAACAGGGAGAAGUCCAUGGCUAUUGAAAUGGACAAGACGAAAAGCAACGAGAAUGCCGAUACGAACGCGGCUACAGGAGGAGAUGGAGGUGGCGAACAGCAAGAGACAUUUGGAGGUCCUAAACCCAUGUUGCCUUAUAGUUCAAUGUUCAUAUUGAGUCCUACCAAUCCUGUCCGCCGCUUCUGCCAUUUCGUUGUGAAUCUACGCUACUUUGACCUAUUCAUCAUGAUCGUGAUCUGUGCUAGUAGUAUCGCGCUCGCGGCGGAAGACCCCGUCAGAGAGAAUUCAUACAGAAACGUCAUCCUCAACUACUUCGAUUACGUCUUCACUGGCGUCUUCACCGUUGAGAUGUUGUUGAAGAUUCUCGAUCUUGGCGUGAUAUUUCAUCCCGGGGCGUACUGCCGUGACCUGUGGAAUAUCCUUGAUGCCGCCGUCGUCAUCUGUGCGCUCGUGGCGUUCGCAUUCAGAUUUAUCGUCGUCAGUGAUAGUGAGAACAGCGGUGGAGGUGCCAGCAAAAACUUGAACACGAUCAAGUCUCUCAGGGUACUUAGGGUAUUACGACCCCUCAAAACUAUCAACAGAGUGCCAAAACUCAAGGCUGUGUUUCAGUGUCUCAUACAGAGUGUCAGGAAUGUCGUGAACAUCCUCAUAGUUUAUAUGCUCUUCCAGUUAAUCUUUGCUGUAAUUGCGGUGCAAUUGUUUGAGGGGAAAUUCUUCUUUUGUAACGACGCGGCGAAAGACGAUAAGCCAACUUGUCAGGGGCAGUAUUUUGUGUAUGAAGACGACAACACGAUCACAGUGCAGGACCGGGUAUGGAAAAAACAUGACUUCAACUACGACAACGUGGCGCAUGCGCUCCUCACGCUGUUCACCGUCACCACCGGCGAAGGGUGGCCACAAGUAUUAAAGAAUUCAAUGGACGCGACAGACAAGGACCGUGGUCCAUCGCCCAGCAACAGGAUGGAGAUGGCCCUGUUCUACGUCGUCUUCUUCAUCGUGUUUCCAUUCUUCUUCGUCAACAUCUUCGUUGCCUUAAUCAUCAUCACUUUCCAAGAACAAGGCGAGAAUGAGCUUGUCGAUCAGGACCUAGAUAAAAAUCAAAAACAAUGUAUAGACUUUGCUAUAAAUGCUAGACCACUGUGUAGAUACAUGCCGAAGAACAAAGAUGCCCUAAAGUAUAGAAUAUGGCGGCUAGUGGUGUCGGCGCCGUUCGAGUAUUUCAUUAUGACCAUGAUUGCUCUAAACACUCUCAUUCUGAUGAUGAAGUACUACUCUCGGAACCCUUCAGAUUCCUACGCUUUAUACUGUGAAAUACUAAUGUACUUGAAUACGGCAUUCACUGUCAUGUUCACCAUCGAGUGUCUGCUAAAGAUACUCGCAUUCGGACCGAAGAACUAUUUUAGAGACCCGUGGAACAUCUUCGACUUUAUUACUGUGAUUGGUAGUAUCACUGAUGUGUUGGUCACAGAACUUCAGCAGUCCAACUUUAUCAGCCUCGGAUUUCUGCGACUUUUCCGUGCUGCCCGUCUGAUCAAGCUCCUACGCCAGGGCUACACCAUCCGUAUCCUCCUGUGGACAUUCGUUCAGUCUUUCAAGGCGUUGCCAUAUGUCUGCCUCCUCAUCUUGAUGUUGUUCUUCAUCGCGGCAAUCAUCGGCAUGCAAGUAUUUGGGAACAUUCAGCUUUCUCCCGAUAGCGACAUCAACCGGCACAAUAACUUCCAAACGUUUACUCAGGCGCUAAUGCUGCUCUUCCGUUGUGCCACCGGUGAAAGCUGGCAACUCAUCAUGCUCUCGUGUACGACGGGCAAGAUCUGUGAGAUCGGAUCGAACGACGCGGGAAAGCCAAAGUGUGGCACAGACAUAGCAUACCUUUACUUCGUUUCGUUCAUUUUCCUUUGCUCAUUCUUGAUGUUGAAUCUGUUUGUUGCUGUCAUCAUGGAUAACUUUGAUUAUCUCACGCGUGACUCCUCCAUCUUGGGUCCUCACCACCUCGACGAGUACGGUCGUGUCUGGGCCGAAUACGACCCGAGUGCAUCGGGUAGGAUCCACUACAACGAUAUGUAUGAAAUGUUGCGUAAUAUGGAGCCGCCCGUAGGCUUUGGCAAAAAGUGUCCUUAUAGGCUAGCAUAUAGGAAAUUGAUCCGUAUGAACAUGCCGGUUGCUGAAGAUAACACUGUUCACUUCACCACAACACUGUUUGCCUUAAUCAGAGAAUCGCUGCAGAUCAAAAUGGGGCCAGCAGAGGAGAUGAAUCGCAAAGACGACGAGUUGAAAGACGUCACGCGGCGAUUGUGGCCCAUCCAGGCCAAGAAAAUGGCUCAUUUGUUAAUGCCUCCAGAUGAUGAAUUAGCAUUGCAGAAAAUGACUGUUGGCAAAAUCUAUGCAGGACUACUAAUUGUGGAGAACUGGAAAGCAUUCAAAGCCAGCCAAUCAAAAAUGAACCACACAAAGGCUAAUAACUUAGACGUUAUGAAAAUGAACGCGUCACCAGACCACUCUGACGAUUCGCCCACUGAUCAAAAACGGGAGGAGGAAUGGGGAAUAGAUCUCGAGCGUCCUCCGUCUCUCUUCCGCCGGAUAAUGGGAGUGAUGCGCACGUCGACCACGCGCUCGAGUCAGAGUCUCGACUCCGAGCAUUCCGACACGGAGACCAACCCAGACGGUAGUCACAACUUCCUGAGGCGUGGCAGUAGUAAGAAGAAGAAGGACCACACGGGAGAGAAUCUUAGUGCACAGUUGUUUAGUAAGAUAUGGGACGAACUGGGCAAACAGAAGCCCGGCAAAGAUAAUAGUGGCUACAGCAAUGAUGCCUUUGUGAAUAAUGACGAGGGUAUUGAAAUGAAGGAUGUACGUCGUACGUCGACCGAUAGUAGAGUGAGUAUUGAGCAUGCGCUCCUGGGAUUUGCUGCCAACCAACUCUCCGCCUCUCUCCCUAAGCUUGAUGUUAAUGAGGACAUGUUUCAAACGGGAUUGCGGCCGGACGCCUCUCUUGGUCAACAUCAGCGCAUGGGUCAGGAAUAUGCAAACAAUUCCUCUCUACCUUCCUUCCCUCGUAUGCCUCACACCCCCACCACCCCUCGCACUCCAACCACACCCACCUUCAACCGCGGGCCCCGUUCCCCCUCCCCUAGACGCCAGGAGAUAGGUUUUUCCGCCGCUGUUACAAACUUAUGCGACCAGGCACAUGAGAUAGCCGAUCGAGACAGAUUCCGAGAUAGUUACAGACGGCAUGAUGACAACUUGAACAUUCCGACUUCACCAAGGCUCUCCCGGGGACGGAGUCGUAGUCGCACGCGUCCGCCACUGCAGCAACAACGACAAGUGAUUGGCUCACCGAAUCCUAGCCCAAUUCCGAGUCGAAGUGGUAGUCGUGAGCCACUGUACAGGGCGACGUCUCUCGAGACAAGGUCACGGAGCCCAUCUCCACAUCCUACUCCCACCCCGACACCAUUACACGAGUACUACGGCACUGCUAAUCUAACGGAUCGAUCGCGCAGUCCAAGUCCGUCAUCUUCACCUCCCAAGCGACCGGGUCGUAGGCUACCACCGACCCCAAAUAAACCUACCACGUUGAACUUACCUCCCAAAAAGGAUGAUAACAUGCCGCAUGUUAUACCAUCACCAACGAUACCCCAGUCGCAUCGGAGUCCAGACAGUAUAAACUUUCCAAAAUUGAGUGCUUCACCCACGCAUGUUCCUAAGCUGGCAAUGCCAACUCCUCCUAGGAAAUCACACUCACUUUCACCUUGUGCCAGGCCGUGUCCGUUAAGCCCCACCGAAAAGAACAAUUUGAAUUUGUUGAAUAAUCAAAGUGCAUCAGGACACGGCGUUGUGCCAAGAACUAGUUCUCGGGAGUUCAACCGCCCCGAUCAUAGGAUAGAUGAGGAUAGAUUAAAUAGGGACCGCUUCGGAGUGCAAAUUCUAAACAAUGGUCAGCGGGACAUUCGCGAUCCUAGGUUUGUUGGUGAUAAUCGUUGUGACUUUGAUCAACCGACUGCGGUCGGACGUGCACGGCAACCUUCUUCCAAUUUGCCAAACGGAUUUAAACCGGGUCAGCGUGGUGUGGACCCGCGCGGGAUGGUUGUCGAUCCGCAUAGCCGCGUGUCGAUGCCGCGGGUUCAGACGCCAGACACUGACGAAGAAGAUUGGUGUUAGUGUAUUACGAACAUAGUUUAUUCAAAUUCAAAUUUUCUCAUCAUCUUGUGCAUCUUCUCAUCGUUAAUCCAAGAACUAGAGCUCAAAGUGGUCUCGGCGUCGUCGUCUUUUCAUGAGAUAGUGGAGAAUGGUCUUCAUUGGCGCAUUCAUCCAGAAUAUCUUCGCCGGGUUACCAGUUACUUCAUUUUUUUAUUCUUGAGAAUAUAGUGCAGUGUUUUCAAUGGAACUAUCUGAUUCACGCAGACCGGGUAGUGUUGUGUAUUUCACUUAUGAACAAAGGCAGUGCCAGUUACGAAGAAAGCUACGGGCGGAGUAGUGUAUCACUGAACUCAUUCAUUUUUCAUGGGUCCUUGUAAGGACAGUCAUUUCAAAUAUUAUUCUACCUUUUUGGAGAAAUUUGUCAUUUUAUCAAAAUUGUUUUAUUUAGCAUAUGACUGACCACAAUUUGCUUCAAUCUGUGCUUUGAUAUUUUCAUAAAUUCCUUCAAAAAAAUAUUCAGUUCAAAAUGAAUUGUUCAGAAUAUGAUGAGAAGACAUUGUUGAUCUUGUUUAAAUCAUCUUCUUGGACCCAGUGAUGAAUGAGUCGCCUUGGUUUCAAAUCAAAUCGUUGCUCGGCAGCAGGUUAAUUUAUUUCGGGCAAUCCUUAGUUUUGUCUCUUUUUCUGAUGUUACCCAAAACUCUUAAACGUUUCGAUGGCUUUUCAAACAUAUGAACUAUCAGCGCCCAAAUUUACUGAGAAUCUUCACAUAAUCUUGUGUCUUCAAGGCAGGCUUUCCAUCUUGCCGAGCCACCUGUCCUGGAUAAUGCACGGUAAAGGUGCAGGGAUUUUGUGCAUCAGAAGAAAAGCAGCUAAACUAUACGCUCGUAGGUUAAUUUACUGAGAUAACCUGUGUCAAUGAGGUUACUUGGACAAAACGACAUCAUAUGCAGUAAAUGAUAUGGUGAGGUUAAAACACUUCUGAAAGCAAUGCAGGGGACGGACUGAAGGAAAACAGCUCUGAUAUUAUGAAAUUUUGUCGAUAAAAAUACUGACAGCGAGACUGAAUUUAGAUAGAAUAGAUCCAACCUCUGUGUACUUCCAAUCUUCGUGUAUUUUCGAUUUGAUUUGAAACCAGGAAAUAGUUUUGAAAUCCUAGAUGUUACUGCUCAUUAGCAUUUAGAUCAUAAGAGUUUUCACGCAAUUGUAUAAAUGAAGCAGGAUGUUUUAUUCGAUUUUAUACUUAAAAAGUAAACCUAUAGUAUUUUUCUUUUCAAUCUAAGUGUUGACACUCCACGACCUUUGAACUACUGGUAGAUGGCGUUCAUUGGUCGAAUCACAUUUUUGAAAUACGGCUCCACUUUGGUACGCGCUUCGUGUACCAUUGAGUAGGCAUGGCAGUGUUUUGUGAAAGUCCGCCUUCAGUUUGCAGUUUGAUGAUAUUAAGCUUUUUCGGGCAAAAAUUCGUUUUGAAAUUUGUUUUUACUUGUAGUAUAAGACAAUUGUUUUAUAAAGAUCUACUUGAAGUCCUAUUUUAAAAUUCAAGAUUAGAUUUCACUUUACUAGUUAUCAAAGGUAGAGCGUUACAAUUCUGGCCCCAGUGCAAUUAUAUAUAGCCCCUACAGUGUUGAAAAUAGCCCACAAUACGCAAUAAUGCACACAUAGGCUAUAAUUGUACCAUGGCUAUAACUGUACCACCUUGCUUUAUAAAUAAGAGACAAAAAAUUGUCAAUUGUGAAUAUUUUAAGAAAAGGUGCCCUUCCCAGCAAAGAUAUACUAAUACCUUUAAAAUUGUAUUUGACUUUGGAAUUAACACUGUGAGACCUACAGAUUAUAAUCAGCUUUAUAUUACGGUACGCAAAAAAAUAUCUUGAUGUAAAUUUCUGCUCAAUUUCUGUUCCCUGUUGCCAUGAUAAAACGAAUUUUCUCGAUUCUCAAUUGACCUUUGUGUUUAACCAAAUGUGAUGCUUUGAUGUGUUUAUAGAUGAAUAUCAGAGAAAGUUGUCCCAUAAUGUGUGGUAACGUCAUUUGGAUCAAAAAUGCAUUUUCUGGCAUUAAGUGAACGCAUCUAUUUAUUUUAAUAAAUUGAUGCGUUUAAAAACAUUGCACUCCAUGAAGCCUUUAGUUGUCGGACGCAUAAGAAGAUUUUAGAGAUGAUUGGAUUGCUAAUGAUGUGAUAGUCGCUUUGUCACAGGUUAAUUGGCACUAGAUUUGAAUAAGCGGCACCCAUGUUGUGUUCCAGUUCAAUCAAAUUGGUCGUCUGGUCUGAUAAGCGACCAUAAAAAGAGUUCACCUCACGGGUAAUGCGUGUUUAAAGAUUUUUGGACGAGGUCAUUCCCCUCAACAUAAUAUAAUUGUGUGGGCGUAGUCUGAAAUUGACUCCGUGAAACCCUUUGCAGAGGGGUAUAAAAGUCUAUUUCAGCAUCAUCUUUACUUCGGCACUGUGAAAAAGCUUAUAAAACCAACUAAGGUUGAUGCAGUUUAAUGUCUUUUGUUGCCAGAGGCCUUUUGAGAAGUAAAUGCAUGUAAAUAAUGAGCCGGGUUUUAUCAAGAAUUGAUAAAGAGUAGUCUUAAUUAAUUCUUGGUAUCAUCAAGAAUUAACGAAGAGUAGUCUUUGUUAAUUCUUGGUAUCAUCAAGAAUUAACGAAGAGUAGUCUUUGUUAAUUCUUGGUAUCAUCAAGAAUUAACGAAGAGUAGUCUUUGUUAAUUCUUGGUAUCAUCAAGAAUUAACGAAGAGUAGUCUUUGUUAUUUCUUGGUAUCAUCAAGAAUUAACGAAGAGUAGUCUUUGUUAAUUCUUGGUAUCAUCAAGAAUUAACGAAGAGUAGUCUUUGUUAAUUCUUGGUAUCAUCAAGAAUUAACGAAGAGUAGUCUUUGUUAAUUCUUGGUGUCAUCAAGAAUUAACGAAGAGUAGUCUUUGUUAUUUCUUGGUAUCAUGCAGUGGGUGGCGGCUUUCUACCUUCACAUCAAUCAAAAACUCCACCUUUCUCGCAAUACGACAGAUAACCGGUAUAUAAAUUUAUGAUUACUUAAUUAAUAAUCUUUCAAUAUACCAGACUUGAUGCAUUUUUAUUGUAAAUACUUAGUUAUGGACAUUAUGUUUCUAGGGUUGAAGGAGGUAGGAAUUCAAGCAGAAGGUUGUAUGUGGUUCUAACCCAAAACUGUACAGUAUUUCUGUCAUCGAUAGUUUAAAAAUCCGCGGAAUUUCGAGCCGAUCGAGGACGACGUCUUAAUGUGGCGCGAGUUUUAAGUUGCAAAAGUGAUAUAUAUUGGGGUGUUGCCUGGGGAUAUGUCUGUGAUUUUCGUGCUAUGAUAUUAACCUUUACACCCCGACUUUCUGAAGUGGGCUGUUCUGAUGCAUUAACUUGAAGAGUCCGUACAUGGAAAUGGGGGUAUAAAGGUUAAUGGUGGAGUGUUUCUGGGAAGGCCCGUUGAUAUAAGCUAUAACGAUCUUUUCAUCGUGUCUGUAUGGCUGAUCGUGGUUUCAUUAGAAGAUGGACGCACUGGCUACCAGUUGCGCCAUCUACACUGGAACUCUGAAACAAUCAUUAUAGUGGCGGCCUUGCUUUAGACACUCCUCCCUUUAAGUUGGGCACGAGUGUAGAAAAAGUGAUCGGGAUGAAAUUUGUGAUGUAUGGCAACAAAUCUGGAAAUAAUUAUCGACCGAUUCUAUCUCAACAUAUAAGCCAUCUUGGAAGUAUUUGAACAAAGUAAAGUGCAUAAUGAUAAUUAUAUUUUGUUUUGAGAUAGUUGAACAGCGGUGGUGGGCACUUUAUCAGACUGUUGCAUAUUCUAAUAAUGAUAUGCAUCCCGUUGGGCCACGUGAAAGUUAAAGAUUGUUUCUUAUCCGAACUGUUCUCAAAUUCGGGUUGGGGGCCCUUUUAUUUCAAAGAUAGAUACAGCCAUACUUCAACCUAAGGACAGAUGCCCUCCACCAAGCAUUAGAAAGAAAGAUUUCCACUAAUAAAUCAUGACCAAAAACAAAAUUUAAAGUAUUUUCGGGUGGUUGUCAAAAUCCUUGCAGUUGGGAACAAGAAACAAGUUUUAGUUUUGCCUGGCCUAAUGUUUGUAUCAUCUAAUAGUUACUUCUUUUGUUAUUAAUUAUACGAAUUGUUUGUCACCCAAAAGUGACCAUAGUCACCGUUGUUAAGUAACUUAAAAAGAACAUAUUAACUUUCUACAGAUUUGUUGUAAGGUUUCUGUGAGAACUUGUAGCCUGUGUCUUCUACGGGUAUUAGCUAUUUUGUACUGGCUACAUUCCACAUAUUUCAAAACACCAAUAUGUCUGAUUAACCCUUUAGGGAUAAUUGCAUCAUAGUCAGUCUGCUUGUCAGAUUUGAGAGAAUUUCCAACUAGAUUUCAUUUGAUCAAAGAUCAGAAUGUUCUAGCAUGAUUGGUAAACCAUUGAAGAAAUGUAUACUGCCAACGCCCUUAUUUUUGCAAGCCGAAUAUUUUCACGAUUUUUGUGAGAGGGGAUACAAUCGCAAACUUUAGACAUGCGGAUAUGUCCAACGUGAUGGCUUUAUGAUUGGAAAACGUGUCCAUUCGUAGAACUAAAUGACAGCAAAAUCUAAAAAGAAUGUUUUUGAGAACAUUUUGGGUCUAAAAUAUUAAGGGGUUUACAGUGUAUGGUUAAUUGUUAUGAUUUUAAAAUCAAUUCUAGAUAUCACUGACAUCAUGAUGACUUACUGUGCCAACCCAUUCAUCCCAAAAGGGUUAGUUAAUACUAUAUUCAUAUUAUCUAUAUUUCUGCUUAUGCUAAAGAGUAUCUAAAAUUAGAAUUAUACCGGGUUACCACAUAUUAUGGGAUACGUUUUCAUUUCCUAAUGAAAUGGCAUAUGUAUAUAUAUAUAAUGUAUAUAGUCUCCGCCCUGAUGUGUAAAAAGCGCGAUUCAAAGGGAUAGUUCUCCAUGUUGAUGUUUGUUUGAGUCUAGUAAAUAACUAUUUGUUAAAAUGUUUGCAUUUAUGUAAAUAGUUAAGCAUUUAUCACUGUUCUUGUACUAGUCAUUUUCCUGCUGCCUGUGGUCGUUCACCAAUUUUGCCAAUAGUCGGCGCCACUGGGCGCUUCAGAUGCUUCAUGUAACAGGGUUUGUGGCCGUAUAGCCAAUGGACCAAAGAGUCUGCUACGUGUGGUCAAAUAUCAAUAGUUAAUAACUUGAUCAUUGUAUCAUCAUUCUUUUUUAUUUUAUUGAUCCAAAUAACUGAAAUCUCUUGUCAAGGCUUGGAUUCGAUAUGAGUUUGACCAAUCAAAAUAGUAUUAGGUAGACUCGCGACCUGCUAUUAAAGGUGGAACUGAGUUUACUUGGGUAUGCAUUGCAAUCAGCCAAGCCCUGGGUAUGUGUUACAAUCGGCUAAUGAUUUCGGGUGUUCAGUUCAGACAAAUAAACACCAAGUCAUAUUCUUGGCAAAUGUGUGUUCCUAACAAAUUGAUAUUGAAGACCAAUCUCAUCCUCUCAAAAGAAGUUUCAUCUGAACUGCAUGUUCUUAAAUUUCUAAUAAAGUAUUUGACCUUCAAGCUUUCCUUCGGUCACGGAAAAUAUGUUGUGCAAUUCUGGUACAGCUCCAGAACACGGAAGUAUGUCCCAGCACUCAAAAGCCUUUAAAAAUCUGCCACCUGCAGUCUCUUGUUUCCGAAUGUCAGAUCAACAAUUUUGCCUUUUGCUUUAAUGUCGAGACAAGACAGUAAAUAUCAACGUUUGCCCAUUAUGAUAUUAUAAUAUGUUAAAACACCUUCAGCACCGAACCAUGUAGAUCUAUGUGGCCAAAAUCCCCCCUCAUUGAGCUGGUUAUCGAAGUCUCGUGGACUUUCCCGAAGAACUACGCCAUCGCCACCUUCAGGGCGAGGUAGGAACUGAAAAGACCAAGCUGUUCUGACUCUGGGAAAUUUUGGGCGGGGGUCGGGGUGUUGGAAAAGGGGGUCAUUUUGGUCAUUUUUGGUUAUUUUUCAACAAAAUAAAUAGUAAAGGAGUGUAGCUAACAUAACACUAUUGAUUCAAGAAGACACUGUCUUGGAGAAGUUACUGCAAAAGACCUUAUGCAGCUAUCUCUUAUACUUUUUUUCUGUUGGUCUGAAGACACCCAGAAAAAAACACAGGCGCUGAAGGUGUUAAACACCGGCAGUGUUUAACAGCACCUGGGGGUGAAACACCGGCGCUGAAGGUAUUAAAAAUUCAUGCUUUGUGAAUUCAGCCAAAGAAAUUAUGCGGUCUUUGUUUCUGCACAAAAUUACUAUAAGCUUUUGGCCGAUGUUUAUCUCUUGAUAAUAUAUGCUUCAACAAGGCUUAAGUCUGUCCUACGACUUGAAAUCUUAAAUAAAAGAUUACUUUGUUUAUUUUGUCUGAAAGAAAAUGACUGGAGGGUGGGAUAUCACUUCUUUAGAAGCUUCAUGAGCUCAAUAAGGCAUGGCAUGAAUGCUGUCCCAAUUCCCUCCCGUGUCAAGACGUGUGUUAUCUUUUAUUUUGUAAAUGUUAUUGUUUAAACCUUUUCUGUGAUAUCGUUUUUGACCUAUCGCUCAGCUGCUUCAUACGAAAGCAUGUCAUAGGCCAACGCCUCUCCUGAAAUUCCUGAUUGAUGUUGAUCUUACUGGUUAAAAUCCAGUGGGUGUCGUUUCGUUUGUCCUACUAAAGCCAGUCACUAGAUCUGUGCCCCGACAUACUAAAAAAAUCAUGUUUUUUCGCAAUUUAUUAGUUCUGAAUUGAUUGAUUAAUUGAUUGAUUGAUUGAUUGAUUGAAAUGUAAACUGGAGGCUUGUUCAAGUUUUGACGCGGCAAGCCUAGUUCAUCUAGUCGCAUAAUGAAUCUAGUUCCUUAUGUUUAUACAGUUAGAUCUAGUGUAAAUGAAUGGAUCUAUUCCCUUAUCCUCAUCUGACCAGUAUAUAUUCAACCCGCUAAAUAUUCUCGUUCGUGAAAAUAGCUCAUUAUGUUUCGACUUGAAAAACUGUUGUGAGAAGCCACUCUCUCUCAGCCAACACCCUGACGUCGCAUAGAUUGGGUAUAUAUAUGGAUAGACGUGACGCACAAGGCGUCAAACCGUUUUUCAACUUGAUGAAGUGUGACCUACUGAAACCCACAGAAACCUUCUAGAUCAAUUUCAAAUCAGAUCAUCCAGUUGCGAUGGAGUGGUUCAUGACAAUUGUAAUGGAAUAGUUCUUGACGCUUGAAAUGGACCAGUUCAAUAAUGUUGUAAUGGAAUAGUUCAUGACAGUUGUAAUGGAAUAGUUCAUGACGGUUGUAAUGGACCAGUUUAUUACAGCUGUAAUGGAAUAGUUCAUUACAGUUGUAAUGGAAUAGUUCAUUACGGUUGUAAUACAGUAUUUCAUGACAGUUGUAAUGGAAUAUUUCAUGAUAGUUGUAAUGAAAUAAUUCAUUACAGUUCUAACGGAAUAGUUCAUGACAGUUGUAAUGGAAUAAUUCAUUACAGUUCUAACGGAAUAGUUCAUGACAAUUGUAAUGAAAUAGUUCAUGACAGUUGUAAUGAAAUAGUUCAUUACAGUUCCAACGGAAUAGCUCAUGACAAUUGUAAUGUUCAUGUAUGUAUAUAAGUCAUCACAAUUGUAAUGAAACACUUUAUAAAUUGCAAUGGCUAUAGUUCAUCACAAUUGUAAUGGAUGCCAUUUAUUAAUUGUUAGAUGUAUGAAUACAGAAUCAUAGAAUUUCUUCAUGUAAUUACAGCUGCAUAGAAUUUCUUCAUGUAAUUACAGCUGUAAUGUUAAUUGCAGCUAUGACGGGUAUCUUCCUUUAGAAGUAAUGAAAAUUGCAUUACAAUAUCACAGGACGGGAGUCUUAUUUCAUUCACCUUGUAAUCUGAUACAUAGUCCAGUUCAUGUACAUGUACCUGUUGCUGUAUGUCCCCAGUUUGGAUAGGAGUUUUCAAGGGGCAGGCUAUCUGCCUUUUCUCCAAUGAAUAUGUCAGUGUAUUAUUAUUGUAUGGAGAUGUGUAGGUCACCGAGGGGGGUUGUAUGCCCACUGGUGAACCAACUUGAUCUGCAUGCCAAGUAUAGAACUUUUCAGUUGCAAUCUGUCUGUAGAAUCAUGGCAUAGAUAUUUUGAAACUAUCUCUAAAUUAUAUUUCAAAUAUCAUUGGAGUAUGAAUUCAUAUACACAGCCAUUUUUGUACAGAAUUUCUUCAAUUACUUUUUCAAAACCGUGUAAACUUGACUUUUCUUCUUCAAUGAAAUAAAUGCACAAAAAUGUUUUCA
Molecule: messenger RNA, 15577 nt
Organism: Lineus longissimus
Lineage: Eukaryota; Metazoa; Nemertea; Pilidiophora; Heteronemertea; Lineidae
Product: voltage-dependent calcium channel type A subunit alpha-1-like
Exons: 49
Coding region: 523-7407 (2294 amino acids)
Biological process (GO): calcium ion import across plasma membrane; chemical synaptic transmission
Cellular component (GO): voltage-gated calcium channel complex; membrane
Molecular function (GO): high voltage-gated calcium channel activity; calcium ion binding
Source: RefSeq, a predicted model, not a curated record